Molecule: messenger RNA, 1505 nt
Organism: Corythoichthys intestinalis (scribbled pipefish)
Lineage: Eukaryota; Metazoa; Chordata; Actinopteri; Syngnathiformes; Syngnathidae
Gene: adap2
Product: ArfGAP with dual PH domains 2
Exons: 11
Coding region: 141-1280 (379 amino acids)
Biological process (GO): positive regulation of GTPase activity; heart development
Cellular component (GO): cytoplasm; plasma membrane; intracellular membrane-bounded organelle
Molecular function (GO): phosphatidylinositol-3,4,5-trisphosphate binding; GTPase activator activity; phosphatidylinositol bisphosphate binding
Source: RefSeq, a predicted model, not a curated record
GUGUUGUGACAUUAGCCAUCGCUUGCAAGUUCCACUUUUUAAUUUUAGAGCUUUUGUUUACUGCAUUCACUGUUGUGUAACCAUGUAGGCACCAUGGUUCUUUUUAAAAGUGCCAUGUGUAAGACGACUUUUAAAGCAGCAUGGCAAACUGGGAGCGAAACAAAAGGAUCUUAUUGGAGCUGGUUAAGCUGCCAGAGAACAGUUUUUGUGCGGACUGUGGAUCCCCUGAUCCAGACUGGGCAUCUUCCAAACUAGGCUUAUUUGUGUGUCUGAAUUGUUCUGGUAUCCACCGUAACCUGUCCAGCCGAGUAAAGUCUAUAAAGCUUGACAACUGGGAAGAUGACCUUGUAGAAUUGAUGAAAUCCAGUGGCAAUGCCAGAGCCAAAGCCUUGUAUGAAAAAGCACUUCCUCCUUACUACUACCGACCACAGCAAACUGACUGUGUAGUCUUAAGAGAGCAGUGGAUUCGAGCCAAAUAUGAAAGGUUGGAAUUCACAGGGGAGACCAAGUAUCCACCUCCGUCUUAUACCACAGGCUUCUUUGAAGGAAUGCUUUGGAAGAAAGGAAAGGAAAAUACUCAGUUUCUGCAGAGAAAAUUUGUUCUCUCUGAGCGAGAAUUCACACUGGCUUACUACAACAAAGAAAAUGAGUCCAAAGGUCCAAAGGCCCUCAUCUCCAUCAAGCACUUGAAUGUAACUUUUCAGCCAGAAAAGAUUGGUCAUCCCCAUGGGAUGCAGAUUACUUACCUUAACAAUGACCACACCAGGAGUCUGUAUGUGUAUCAUGAUAGUCCUGAGGAAAUAGUCACAUGGUACAAUGCCCUUCGUGCGGCUCGCUAUGCUUACCUAAAGACAGCAUAUCCAACUGGAACAGAAACUGAUCUGAUAUCGAAUAUAACACCAGCCUACCUUAAAGAGGGAUACAUGGAAAAGACGGGGCCAUCGCAGAAGGAACCAUUCAAAAAGAGAUGGUUCAUUUUAGACUCUCAAAAUAGGAAGUUGCUGUACUUCAAGGGCUGUUUGGAUGCUGAAGAGCAGGGGGUCAUCUUCCUUGGCACAGAAAGUAACAAUUACUCUGUUAGAGACUAUGUCCCAAAACGAACUCGUGGAAACAAGUGGAAGUUUGGCCUCAUGGUGCAGACACCCGAGCGGCAAUUUGUCUUUAUGUGCCAGCACGAGUGUGAGCAAAGAGAGUGGCUGAAUUCCCUCAGACAGGUCAUGUCCAGGCCUAUGACACCACAGGAUUAUACCACAGAGGCCAACAUCAGGAAUAAGCGAUGAAAACUGGAAAGUGUGACAGCAGGAUUUAAUUUUUACAGCAACAACAUCUGAAUGGAAACCUGUGGGGUACACCAUGUCAACUGUGUUUGCAUCAUGCAUAAUUGAAUCAUUUGGCACUGUCAAGAAAUUAAAAUGUAAUAUUAUUCUUCAUAAGAAUCUGUGUUGAAUUUAUGACAUGCUUUAGUUCUGACACCCAUUCCCCCCAUUAAACUGCAAUUAAUAAGA